This is a messenger RNA of Pygocentrus nattereri (red-bellied piranha), 2226 nucleotides long. It is a transcript of the gene phox2bb, whose product is annotated as paired like homeobox 2Bb. NCBI's taxonomy places the organism in Eukaryota, Metazoa, Chordata, Actinopteri, Characiformes, Serrasalmidae. Gene Ontology annotation, biological process: regulation of transcription by RNA polymerase II. Gene Ontology annotation, molecular function: RNA polymerase II transcription regulatory region sequence-specific DNA binding; DNA-binding transcription factor activity, RNA polymerase II-specific. The record is from RefSeq and is a predicted model, not a curated record. The transcript is spliced from 3 exons. Bases 288 to 1142 code for a protein of 284 amino acids.
UCCCCAUCUCCGCUCUCUCUCUCUCUCUCUCUCUCUCACCCUCUCUCUUUCCUUCUCUUUCUUUUUUGCAUUUCGCUUCUUUCCUCCUCUCUCUCUCUCUCUCUCUGUCUCUCUCUCUCCCUCUCUCUCCCUCUCUCUCUCUCUCUUCUUUCUUUUUCCAUGCGCUCCUCGCCAAUUUAAUCCAAUUUGAAUCUGACGCUGGUGGCGUGCGCGCGCGCCUGUGUAUAUGUGUGUAUUGCUUUUUGGCUUUGGGAGCGCCGGCUUUCCUUCCACACUGAGCCUUUUCAAUGUAUAAAAUGGAGUAUUCUUACCUCAAUUCCUCUGCCUACGAGUCCUGUAUGGCCGGGAUGGACACGUCGAGCCUGGCCUCAGCCUACGCGGACUUCAGCUCGUGCAGCCAGGCCAGCGGCUUCCAGUACAACCCCAUCAGGACCACGUUCGGGGCCACCUCCGGCUGCCCGUCGCUCACCCCGGGCUCGUGCAGCCUGGGCACCCUGCGGGACCACCAGAGCAGCCCGUACGCCGCAGUUCCCUACAAGCUCUUCACCGACCACGGAGGCCUGAACGAGAAGAGGAAGCAGAGGCGCAUCCGGACCACCUUCACCAGCGCGCAGCUCAAGGAGCUCGAGAGGGUUUUCGCCGAGACCCACUACCCGGACAUCUACACGCGGGAGGAGCUCGCGCUCAAGAUCGACCUCACCGAGGCCAGAGUGCAGGUGUGGUUCCAAAACCGGCGCGCCAAAUUCCGCAAGCAGGAGCGCGCGGCUGCCGCAGCCGCCGCCGCGGCCAAAAACGGGUCGGGCAAGAAGUCGGACUCUCGGGACGAGGACAGCAAAGAGGCCAAGGCCACCGACCCGGAUAGCACGGGUGGUCCGGGGCCCAACCCGAACCCCACGUCCAACUGCGGCGGGCCGAGCCCCACCGGGGGUCAGAUCAACGCCACUGGAAACGGCCCCGUGGAGCAGGCUAAGACCUCGGUGGGCAGCAUGGGGGCCAGCGCACCGAGCCAAGGCUGGGCUUCAGCCCCGGGCACCAUCACCUCCAUCCCGGACUCUCUGGGGGGACCGUUCGCCAGCGUACUGUCCUCUUUGCAAAGACAGAACGGAGCCAAAGCCACUUUAGUAAAGACCAGCAUGUUCUGAAAGGGUGGUCCGACCUAGCGAACGAAACGACGACGACGACGACGAAGAGAGAGAUUCAAGAAAACAAGCAAAACGGACAAAAAAAGGAGGGAACGCCAAAAGAGCGAGGGACUAAACUUCUCUGAUGAAAAUAAUGAGGGGACCCCGACUGGUCGCCCCCCUGACUUCUUUCGAUGCCAUUCGUUUACACAACAAGCUGGAUGAUUAUAUCGCGCGCCUAGCCCGAGCUAUAUCGCCUUUCCGUUUGUUUGUUUGUUUUUUUUACCUCCCCUCCUUUUCUUUUGGGCUCUAGUCGAGUAGCUGUGGUCGUCGAUGCCAUUUCUGAUAGAUGUAAGUAACUGAUAGACUGCCCGGUGCGUCUCUGCAGCAACGAGUGUCUCACCACGGACUCUGCAUCACGCCAUCGUCGCUCCACGGCACCAUAGCUGUUUGUUUACACUGACUUUUAAGCGUUCCUGUACCGUGAGUUCUAUGUCUGUACCACAGAUUACUGCCUCUGUUAUAUAUUUCUACUUAUAAAGCUACCAAGCCUUAGAGCCCGGGGCUCUGACAACCUCCAUUCAGUAUCCAUCAAUCUGCGGCAAAGUUAUACCUUAAAAAUGGCACAAGUACAUAUUUCACUGUUGACAGGAAUAACGUAAACGUUUUGUGUGUCUUUCUACGGCUGUGUUUUUGUGGCUCAAAUUGUAUAGUGUUAAUACGUAAUAUCGUCCUAGAUAAACAUAGAACCAUAUCGCCCCUUGUAGUUCAGUCUUUUUAAUGUUUUGCCGAGUUACCACUGGCAAGUUACUUUGAGAAAAAGGGAAUGGAUGCAGACCUUCGUGUUUAUUUCUUCUUUUUUUAUUAUUCCCACUUUGUUUCUUUUCUGUUUGGCUUUUAUUUUUGCAUGUUGUCUUUUUUUCCGUCCAGUUUUAUAAUGAGUUCGCCUAUUUUGUGAGCAUACUGUAACACGUUUUGUCCAGGAUUUGAGAAUUAUUUAUAUGUAGGUAAUGGAUGCUUAUAUUUAAGAAAGAAAUAUUUCUACAUGUGCACAUAGUUUUUCAGGUGUACCAUUGACAUGGUUGUUGAUGAUAAAAAUCAAUGA